ACAUUCUGGACACCAAUAAAGGCAGCAUUGCAAGUGACAUAUUCAAAUGAUAUUCUAUCAUUGCAAGUUUUAUGUGCACCUGCUCGCAUUACAUUCUAGCAUUGCCAUUAGUUGCAGCUGUCUUUGGCAAACAUUUGGGCGUUCAUAUUGGGGUAGAUGAGUGGUCAGCUAUCAGAGAUGAUAAGUCAUGGCAUGCACCACAUAGACAGGAGAUUCUGUCUCAACUGAAAAAAAGUUAUGAUCACUUGCCUCCGCAUUUGAAAAGAUGCUUUUCUUUCUGUUCAAUUUUUCCAAAAGAAAAAAUUGUUAAAAUUAGUAGAGAUGAAUUAGUUCAGUGUUGGAUGGCUAAUGGGUUUCUUUCCAAAUCUAAUGACGGCAAAUCUGAUAAAGAAGAAGAUGUUGGUAACAGGUACUUGAAUGAUUUGGUAUCCAAUUAUUUAUUGGAAGACGUGGAUAUGGAUGAGUGUGGGAAUAUAAAGUUUUGCAAGAUGCAUGGUGAGGUGCAUAAUCUUGCAUUGCUUUCAGCAAAAUGUGAUACAUAUAUUUGGCCGGAUACCCAUCCUGUUGAAGGGAGUGUUCGGCAUAUGAGCGUUGAGUCUGAUGAAAACCUUCAAGAUUUUCCAAAAGGUGUUGCUGAAAGGUUGCACUCUUUGUUCUUGGAUGUUGAUGUUUUGCAAAUGAUGCCUAAGAAGUUCAGAGGUUUGCAAUCUUUAAAGCUAGCAGCUGCUGAUGCAAAUGAGUUGGAAUCUGCUCUUGGCGGAUUGAAAUAUUACAUGAAAUACCUUGACAUAUCAGCAAGUGCAAUUGAAAGACUACCAAAAUCUGUCACCAAGCUCUACAAUUUGCAGACUUUGAGAUUCACGGACUGCAAUUCAUUGGAAAAGCUCCCAAGUGGUGUUGAAAAUCUAGUCAGCUUGAGGCAUAUUUAUUUUGAUGAUGAAAGGCAUGUGCCAAGUAGCAUUGGGAAAUUAACUUCUCUUCAGACUUUACCGCUAUUUGUUGUGGGCACAGAAAAGGAUCGGAGAAUUGAAGAGCUUAAAUCUUUGAACCAACUUCAAGGAAAACUGAAAAUUUGCAAGCUUGAGCUAGUACCUCAAUCAGGAGCUAGAGAAGCAAGACUUAAAGAUAAAGGAGAAUUGAUCGAGUUGCAAUUUGUAUGGAGUGAAAACAAAGCCAACAGUGACAAAGUUAUGGUUGUUCUGGAAGGUCUUCAACCUCACCCAAAUUUGAAAAGCUUAACCACUGAGAAGUAUAGGGGAGGCAGCUGCCCUUCAUGGAUGAUGAAUUUGAAACAGCUUGUGAAUUUGAAAUUGAUUGAUUGUGAUGAAUGUGGUGAUAUUUUAUGCCUUGAACUCUUACCUAAGCUUGAGGUUCUCAAUAUAAAGGCAGUGCCAAAUGUGAAGAGGAUAGGCAGAAUGUCUUAUCAUCAAAGUAGCAGCCAAGGUGGGGGACAAUCAAUAAAACCAUUUCCAGCUUUGAGAAAACUCGAGUUAAGUAACAUGGCACAGCUGGAGGAAUGGAUAGGGGCACAAGGCAUGAUCGUGUUUCCUUGCCUUGAGGAGUUGCAUAUUCAGCAUUGCCCCAAGCUCAAAAAAUGGUGGGCAAGCAGCAGCGAAGGUGGAGGAGAACCAAUCCUACCAUUUCCAGAUUUGAAAAAACUUACUUUAAGCAACAUGACAAAACUGGAGAAAUGGACAGAAGCACGAGGCAUGGUUGUGUUUGAUUGCCUUGAGGAGUUGCAUAUUCUGGAUUGUCCAGUGCUCAAUACAUUGUGGGAAGAUGGAUCUGCAUCUCCAAGUCUCUCUAUACUGGGCAUACAAUCAUGUCCGAACUUGCAGGCUAUACCAAUUUGGCUGUCAAACUUAACAUCUCUUGAUAUAAACGAUUGUCCCAAAUUAGUGGGGUAUGCUCAAGAAGGCAGCCACGAAUGGUCAUCCAUUUGCCACACGCCUAGUAUCAGAAUUAAUGGGCAGAUAGUGCGAUCCAAAGAUCUUGAUUUUUCAAAGUGCCCUUUGGAGACAACGGCGGAUACGAAGAUUCAGAUUGAGGAUUGAAGAAAGGAAUAUAUGCCAUACGAACUUUAUUUUACUGAGACAAAGAAGAAAAGAAGUCUCUUCCUAUCAACUUCUGCUUCUCAUUGGCCUUAGGAACGAUCAAAAUAUUCAAUUUUGAUGGAAUGGAAGGUUUGUUAGAAUUGGUUGAGAGACCUCUUCUUCUCCAGGAGCUGAGAACUGGGUUUUGCACUAAUUUGAUGCGUCUACUUCUGCCGGCCCAUGCAGCCAAUGCCUCUACAACAAACUAACAAUCAAGGGUCUAGGUUCAUGAUUCUUAUGAUCGUUCCAUUCAGAGGAAAGAUGCAUGUGAGGGAGCAUUGGUGAAUGGUCCAAUGUUUUCCUGAAUCCAAGAAUGACUGGUCUUGAGAAGGUGCAUGUCGUCCCUAAUUGAAGCGUCAGGGCAUGAACUUACUGAUGAUGGAGAUCUCUUCUAGCAUCUGGUUGUAGAAGUAAAAUCCAAUAUAUAUUUAUAUAUAUAUCCGAGCAAAAUGUUCCCACCCUGCAAUUCUAUGAUUUUAUCGGAGUUCAUGAAUAAAACUGGUCAUCUUGAUUCCUCUCUAAAGGACUUUUGCAAAAAGUAUCGAGUGAUAUUGAAGCCCUGAUAAUGCUAGAAUUCUUUUUGAAGAUUUUAUUAUUGUUGUAAUGUAACUCUUUAGUUCCAUAUGGAGAAGAAACUUAUGUAGGAAUGUUAUUUCCCAAGCGGGGGUUUCCAUCUGGAUUUCCACGUAGAAAGAUUUCAUUGUGUGGCCGAAGGCUGACGUUUAUAGGAGAUUCAGUGUGACCUGGAAGUUUGGAAAUUCCUCUUUUUUUUUUCUUCUUUAUGGAACACUGAGUCUUCAUUAACAAAUUUCAAGAAAUUCAAGUCCGAUAA
Messenger RNA from Rubroshorea leprosula, 2925 nucleotides. The record is from the annotation of a GenBank genome assembly. NCBI's taxonomy places the organism in Eukaryota, Viridiplantae, Streptophyta, Magnoliopsida, Malvales, Dipterocarpaceae.